Molecule: messenger RNA, 1883 nt
Organism: Daucus carota subsp. sativus
Lineage: Eukaryota; Viridiplantae; Streptophyta; Magnoliopsida; Apiales; Apiaceae
Exons: 3
Coding region: 20-391 (123 amino acids)
Biological process (GO): maturation of SSU-rRNA from tricistronic rRNA transcript (SSU-rRNA, 5.8S rRNA, LSU-rRNA)
Cellular component (GO): nucleus
Source: RefSeq, a predicted model, not a curated record
CCUCAACGAUCGUCUUUCCAUGUUACAAAAGAAGAUGGAAGCUGUGGGCAGAAAUGGUGAGGGUGCCGUGUUGCCACCACCUUCCCACCAGCAAAAGGUGUUUGCAUUGAGACAGGGAAUAUGGAACAUAUUGUGCAAAUGGAAUGCCCUGCAGAUGGCAGUGGAGAACAAAUGGGGAGGCACUGAUUCUCUUGACAAAUCCCACCUACUCGCUUAUGAUAUCGAAUCUUGGUUUUCAAUAUCCAAAGCACCACUAUCGGUUGAAGAUUUAGAUGGUUUGUUACAUGAGAGCUUGUUACUGACUUUCAACACAGAGAUUGAAGAUGGAAGCAUUGAAGAGGUUGCAGAACAGUUAAUUGUUCUGCACGAGGAGUUGCAAGGGAAUCACUAGCGAUAUUAACACUAAUAUUGUGCUCCUGAUUCCAGAUAUCAGUCUCUCCCUCAAAGUCCAGGGCAUCAAAGGUAUUAUAAUUGGCCAGAAUAUUACAUGUAAUGUUUAUCAUUUUAUACAUCUUGUCGCUGGCUUUAUCUUUUUGUAAGCAACCUUAUCUGGAAUAGGAUCUCAGUCGUGUAUAUUCUAAAAUGUUAUUCUUAAGGUUUUUCUUCCCAAAUGCGAGUAUAGAAGAGCAUUAAUCAUCAAGAUUUCCUGAAAAGGUUUACUGAUAAAUGCAAGUAUAGAAGAACAUUGAAUAUAGAUUUUAAGUGUCAUUUUGAUUGUUUGCUUGAAGGAUAAUAUAUCUUAAUAUUUGCAACAGCCUUAGGAUCCCUUUUGGUCCAGGUCUCCAUAUAAAACUUCUUUUAUCUAAAGGCAUAUGUAUAUAAUAUCAACUUGCUAUUCAUCAUUUUUACUUAUGCCAAGUACUAAUUUGAAUCCGUUAUGAACUUGUGUGCGCGUGUGUAAACUUUUAAUACACCAUAUAUUCCAUGAUAUUUCUUAUAACUGUAAAGUGAAGCCUAUGUUUGUGUACAAGGAUUAUAAUCCUGGGGUUGCAUAGCUAUUUGCUUGCAUUUUAUUAAAAAUUUCAUCCUUAACUUAUCCCAUUAACCAAAUUUUAGCUCAUUUCAUGUGAAAAAAUAAUUCAAUAAAUUUAAAAUUUUUAAGAACAAAGUCCUUAUAUAAACCAAUAAAUGAUGAAAAGAAAGUCCAUGAAAUUAUUUUAAGGUUUAGAUAUGGUUAUAUUCAGAACCAAGUUCUGACUAAUCCCAGGAGAAUAAUUCUCUAUUAAAGAUUUUACAGAAGAGAAGCUUUUUUUAACAUUGUUACAGUUGGACGUUGAGAAAGAAGAUCAGGUUAUCUGUGAAACAUUUUUUGGUCAGGAUCCUUUAUGUGAUGACAGCAGUGAGACAAAACUGUUUGUAUUAGUGUAUAUAAUCAAAACGCAUCUGACAGGUAUUAGAGGUUUCUCGUAAAAUCACUCCUAGUAAACCAAGAUAUCAGUUAUAGGGUGCCUCUGGCAUUGCUGUAUAGCCUGAGUUUGUGUUGUGCAAUUUUUCUUAUAAAUGUUUAUUUUUAGAAGCCUGCAUAAAAGAUUUAAACAAGGCAUGUAUGUGGUGCUACCAAGUCCAAAUUCUGUAUUAAUUUAAGGGAAGCACAAAAUGCACAACUCGAUGCCUUAUCGGCUGGUCUGCUGGCUGAAGAAGACAAGUUAGGAGCUAUAUGCUUUGAUGAAGUAUUCUGCUGGCUGUUUCUUGUGGAGACAAAGGUAGUAUAAGUUUUGGUUCACUUCCAUGCCUAUCAUAUUUGUUCUGUAGUGUUCUCUUUUUCGAUGUAAUAUUGAUCUUGGCGAAUCCAGGUUGCGUUUCUGCAAUCAUACAUUUAUUGAUUCAGGGGAGUAUUAUUGCAAAACUUAGCAGAGGAAGUAUGUUACAUGGAGCCUUAACAA